AUGAAGUCCGUUCAAUCUCGAGGUUAUUCUCCAACUCCAAAAUUCCUUUCAAUUAACGACAAAGAAAUUAAAGAGUUGGCAGACUAUAUACUUGAACAAAGAAGAGUUCGAACAGAUCGAUAUGCGAUGGUGGGUAAAAUCAGCAGGGCUGCGUCGUUCGUCACGAGAGGCUCAGGUUGCGACAUUUUCUUUAUGGUUAUUGAGAAACUAAUAGAUUACAUUGACGAACGUGAAGCACUUCACGAACAAUUUAUGGAACGAAAAAUUGAUCGCGCCAUCUUAAGAUCUGCAGUCAACUCAAUGAAAUCCGAAAUAUUGGCUAUUAAAACCCGCAUAGAACUAAUGGAAAAUACUGAAAAUCCUUUUGAUGAUAGAAAAUUUGAGGUGCCACCUGCAUUCCAUUCCUGCGAGAAAAUUCUAAACUGUUUCGAAAAUAAAGACCAUGUCUUUUAUCAACAUCCGCUUAUCACAGCCCCAUCUUUGAUUGCGUUCUCCCAGCUAUAUGCAUCGAUUUGUGCAUAUGGCGUUGAACUUCUACCAGCAUACAUAGAAAUAGCUAACCGUGAAAAAAAGCGACUAAGAGAAGUGAUUGAAGCAUAUAAAGUAAAUACUAUCGAGGAAAGACUCCAAAUGAUCAAAAUUAUACAGACGAUAAAGUUACCAUCUUAUGACGGCAAGGCUAAAGAUGAUAUGGUACAAGUAACUAAUGCUGGAACUUUUAAAAACGCUCUGAGCCGCUUAAAAAAGAAUGUAAGAAACAUAACGUUACAUGAAAUAGAUAUUGUCAAAGAUGGCUUUGGAUAUCAAAGCAAACCCGAUGAAUUACAUUAUUGGGAUCGUACACUUUGGACUCGGGAACAGAAAUCUGCGUGCAAUCAUGAAUAUUCACUGGUAGUGCGAACUUUGUACAAAGAUUAUUUCGAUCAAAUUAUUGAUGCCAUUUCUUAA
Messenger RNA from Ambispora leptoticha, 948 nucleotides. The record is from the annotation of a GenBank genome assembly. Lineage: Eukaryota; Fungi; Glomeromycota; Glomeromycetes; Archaeosporales; Ambisporaceae.